This is a messenger RNA of Cooperia oncophora, 426 nucleotides long. NCBI's taxonomy places the organism in Eukaryota, Metazoa, Nematoda, Chromadorea, Rhabditida, Trichostrongylidae. The record is from the annotation of a GenBank genome assembly.
AUGGUACUACUCUACGCCUUCACUGCUAUCGACUAUGGCGCUGUCUGCUUCUUCAAUUUCGGUCCUUCUCCUGAGAAGGAAGAAUAUUUUGCUCCAGAAGUAAAGCGUUGGUAUAAGUUGGAUAUAGCCGAUAUUGGAUAUCUUGGCUCACUACACGCGUUAAACGGAGAAGUGCAGUGGUUGGACGUGUCAGGGUUGUUCAACGCCAGUAUCGUAAUCGGUUUUACGUUCGCACUGAUUCCUUUUUGUGGAAUAGCAACCUACCGAUCGCUCUAUAGACACGAUGCAACGAGUGAAAUAACCAAACAACGCCAGAGACAGCUGUUUCGACUUCUUCUAAUUCAGUCGAUCUUCCCAUUGACUUUCACGUUCAUACCGUCUUCAGCCAUCAUUGUGAUGUCACUGUUUGGACGACAUAUCGGUUAG